AGCGGUGAAUUGUCGGUGUGUGGAGAUCAAUGGCCAAUUUUUCUGUUCACCCACCAUACAUAUGACACAGAAGACCCGUGGUGUGGGCUUCUUAGGAGCCGCUUGCUGGUAUGCGCCUACAAACACAUCUUCACAUCCCCAAGUUCAGUCGACAAAGAACCAAAAGCUACGCGGUCCAGAAAUGCUCGCCUCCAUGGGAUGAAUUCCAUCACCAUCGCUUCCAUUGCCUAUGUUGCAACUCAGGUUCGAUUCGCUAUAAGCUCCUCUUCGGUGUUCUCGCGGACCGACACUACUACGGACUCGGAGACCUUUUAUCAUAGCCUUCUUGAUCUUUUUGAGGAUCCUGAUGAAUCGAAGGAGGUUGAGGAGCUACUGACAUGGUGGAAUCAUCAAGUUUUUCCUACUUCCUCUGCUGCCAAGCGAUCAGUCAGCACCAACAGCGCCUUAUCAAAAAUCUGA
Messenger RNA from Suillus fuscotomentosus, 459 nucleotides. RefSeq lists its product as uncharacterized. The transcript has 4 exons. NCBI's taxonomy places the organism in Eukaryota, Fungi, Basidiomycota, Agaricomycetes, Boletales, Suillaceae. The record is from RefSeq and is a predicted model, not a curated record. The annotation marks the transcript as partial.